UUUAAGACGUGAAACGAUUACUUUAAGCAUGAAUGUUUCUCACAGGCUCUUUUAAACGUUUGAGAACUACCAACAUUGUGUUUAACCGUUGAAUGAUCUUUGUACACUGGUUUAUGUCAUUCAUAUCGUUCAGUGAAGUCCCCUCAGUACACGACCUUUGGACUACAUCACUCGUCUCGACGUCAUCCAGUCUGUCACCAGAAUUCCUUCCUAUAAAAUCCGGGACAUUCGCUCAAUCCUCAUUAGAGCAACUGAGAGUCGACUCGUGAAUUUUGUUCAGACAGCACAACAGAUUUUCUGCUAAUUACAGUGACAUGGCUUCUGUGGACGUUGUGAAUAACCAGAAUGUGGUUGAUCGAAUAGUUCACCUUCCCUUGGUUAUUUCCACCUAUGGCAUGGUGUCAAAUGUGUACUGCAACACCAAGAACAACCAUCCAUACUUGAAGUCUGUGUGUGAGGUGGCUGAGAAUGGUGUGAAAUCCAUAACCUCAGCUGCUUUUUACAGUGCUUUACCAAUCAUUGGCAAACUAGAGCCUCAGAUCUCUAUUGCAAAUGACCUGGCGUGCAAAGGACUGGAUAAGAUAGAGAAGACUCUGCCGAUCCUACACAAGCCGUCUGAUCAGAUUGUCGCCAAUGCCAAAGAGGCAGUGCAGGACAGCAUGGAAAAGACCAAGACGGUGGUUAGCAGUGGAGUCCAAACGAUGAUGGAGAGCAGGGCGGUCAAACUGAUGAGCAGCAGAGUGGACACAGCGCUGAGCACAUCUGAGACUCUGCUGGAGCAGUACUUACCUGAAGCUGAGGAUGUGAAAGAAUGUGAAGUGAAGAACACUGAAGGAUUUGAGAAUAACAGUGAAGCAUCCAGUUACUUCGUUCGACUGGGGUCUCUCUCCAGCAAAGUCAAGGACAGGGCUUACCAGAGAGCUGUUGAAAAGAUUGAAUAUACCCGUUCACUGAUGGGCUGGAAGACCGGGAGUCAAGAUGAGAACGAGACAGUGACAGACAAUGAAGCUGAGGAAACAGAAUCACGCACACUGACCAUUGCCUACAACCUCAGCCAGCAACUUCAGACCACAUAUCUGGUCUUGGUGUCCAGCCUCAAAGGUCUCCCUCAGCACGUCUCGGUCCAGGUCACCUCUGUCAGCCAGUCCGCCAUAGAGAUAUACAGCAGCUUCAGAAAGACGGCCGCCAUAGGAGAUAUGCCCAGUACCAUACUCGUCAUCAGUCGAUCUCAGCUGAGCAGAAUAGGAGAAUCCAUGGAUAACGUCAUGGACUACCUAGUCAACAAUACACCUCUCAAUUGGCUGGUAGGUCCGUUUUACCCACGCGUGCAGCGCAGUACUGCAAACGGCCCCAAAAGUAACAAACAAAGUACCCUUCAGCCUGAAGUGGAGAUACAGUCAGUGAAUGAAGACAGAUGACAUUUCAGAAUAUUACCAUUUGUUUAUAUCUUACAAAUAUAUGUACAAUCACACAUUCCUCCCAGUAAAAUUCAGUAAAACAUUUUCUGUGAAAACAAUCAUAUUAAAUAAACAGCAUUUUACUGAAUAAUAUUUCGGAAGUAUCUAUACUUUACUAUUCUAAGCCUGCAUAUGUCUAAUCCAGUUAGGCAUAAAUAGUGCCUUUUACACACUAUUUAAUCUGCUGUCUUUUUAUUGUUUUUGUACAUUUCUAAUAAAAAAUACACUUACAAUA
Megalobrama amblycephala (Wuchang bream) is the source of this 1692-nucleotide messenger RNA. It is a transcript of the gene plin2, whose product is annotated as perilipin 2. The transcript is spliced from 8 exons. Gene Ontology annotation, cellular component: lipid droplet; cytosol. Bases 315 to 1418 code for a protein of 367 amino acids. The record is from RefSeq and is a predicted model, not a curated record. Gene Ontology annotation, biological process: lipid storage; positive regulation of triglyceride storage. Lineage: Eukaryota; Metazoa; Chordata; Actinopteri; Cypriniformes; Xenocyprididae.